Messenger RNA from Schistosoma curassoni, 487 nucleotides. The record is from the annotation of a GenBank genome assembly. NCBI's taxonomy places the organism in Eukaryota, Metazoa, Platyhelminthes, Trematoda, Strigeidida, Schistosomatidae.
AUGUGUGUACCGGGAACUAGGAAAGUAUGGAGACCUUUCUAUCAAUGUUGGGCAUUUGGGUGGCGAACGCGUCGCUCUGGUUACAUAUCAUUGUUCGAAACUUCACGUUAUCGAAACCUGGUUUUGCUUAUCAGAAAUCAGUCUAAAUCUGUUAAUCACACAUGUGACCAAAAUAUGACGAGUGCAAAAAAGCAACCAUACGUUAAUCCAAGAAUUAGAGGGAUAUCAGGCGAUGAUGAAAAAGAAGUAUUAAGAAAGCUACAACUGUUGUGUCGAUACGAUAGUGAGAAUGAAAUGGUAAAUUUAGAAACGGUUACAAACAAAUGGAAAAAAGCAGCUUGGAAGGCACUACAAGAACUGAUUUCUUUUUCUGGAGAAAAAACAACUGAACAAGAAAUAUUAAGUAAAGUGGGGAUAGACCCUGCUACUAUCACACUCAAACCAGAAGAAUUGUAGUACCGGGCAAAUAACUGUUUAUAUAAUACAU